AUGAUGGCACAAGUAACGAAAUCCACGGACAUCAAAGGCCUACACAAAAAUGGCUCACUCAACAAUGAAGAAACCGGCGGAUCGCACUCAGAGGCACCCCUCGAGGUCCACGCAGACGAAGACAUCGUAGCGCGGAUGAACAACCUUGAUCCGCCUGUGACGCCAGAGGAGGAGAGACGCGUACGGAGAAAGAUUGAUAUGCGACUGCCCCCCUUCCUGCUCAUUCUCUACAUGUUCACCUGGCUGGACCGUGGGGCGCUGGGGAACGCGGCGCUGAUGGGGAUCAAGGAAGAUCUUGGGUUCACGAGCAGAGACUUCUCUCUCGCCGUGAGCAUGUUCUUUGUCGGCACGGCGAUUUCUGACCUGUUUACGAAUAUUGGGAUGAGGUAUAUCCGGCCUUCGGUGUACCUUGCUACGGCUAUGAUCAUCUGGGGCAUCUUUGCGACGCUGCAAGCUGUUGCCGGCGGUCCCAGCGGGAUGUUCGCGAUCCGGUUCUUCCUUGGCAUCUUUGAAGCGGCCUUCAUCUCCGGGGCACCGUAUCUGACGACUGUUCUCUACCCUAGAGCUGAAUGGGGCCGUCGCAUAAGCGUCUACCUCUCAGCAACCCCCCUCGCAGGCGCCUUCGGCGGCUGGGUAGCCUACGGCGUCUCCAACAUCUCCAACCCGCUCAUAAAGCACUGGCAAGCCCUCUUCGUCAUCGAGGGGCUCGUCACCAUCCUCUUCGGCGUAGCCUGCAUCUGGGUCCUGCCCGACCGCCCACACAACACGCACUGGCUCACCCCGCGCGAGCGCGACGUCGCCACCUGGCGGAUGAUGCGUGACGGUAACCGCACGCACGGCAAAGUCCACUGGCGCACGACGGCGGCGCAACUGACGGGGGACUGGCGGCUGUGGCUGAACAUUGCGAUUUAUAUGGGCCAGGUGCUGCAGACGUACACGAUUGCGACGUUUACGCCGAUUAUUGUGGCAACGUUUGGAUAUGAUAAUAUCAAGGCGCAGUUGAUGACGGCGCCGCCGUAUUGUGUUGCAUUUGUCAUGGUGUUUGUUGUCGGGUGGGCGAGUGAUCGGGGGAUCGCGACGGGGUUGUUUCAGUCUUUUGGGAGUACAAUGGGCAUUGCGACGGGGUAUCUCUUCCCUUCGACAGAUGGGCCGAGCUACAAGAAGGGGUUCUGGACGUUGUUUGCGGCUACGUGUUGGACUGGUGUUGGGGCCGCGUUUGUGACGGUGAUGAACAUCAGGGAAAAUAGGAGGCGAGAUCGGCAGUCUGGGAAACCGCCUCGAGAUAUGGUGAUCGACUAUGACGAGGAUGUGGUGUUCCAGCCGCCCGUGACAGCCGUUGGCGGUGCAGUCUCUCUAUAUCGGUGCCAAAGAGACGAAGGAGCGUCAAGUCGGCCCUGGGAUGAGGAUGGGCUGGCCUUCACGGCGUCGGAGAUGGCGUUCCUGCAAGCCGCCGCGGAGCAAAUCGGACUGCAAGUAACGGACGAUUGGCUGCAGCCGGGCAUCCAGCGGACUCGUGUUUUGGUGAUGAUGGUACUUUUACAGGUGCGCAACAUCAAGACCUUGGAGCUAUCCAUCCAUAUCAAAGGAUUCUUAAUAUGUCUCCCCACUGGCGUCGCAUUUCCAGCACGCUACGAUGCGCUUACGGACAUUCGGCUCGGCAAGCACACACUUGGAACGACUAAUACUACGGGUGAAAAUGACCCGUACUCCGGCAGCAGCGACGCGAGACGUCUGCUAGAAUCAGCACCGCGGCGCGAGACAGUCCAUCUUGAUUUCUUCGCAGGCAACUAUCGAGAUUGGUCCGCCAUGGAUUGGUCCAGCGUCAGGAACCUGCACUUGCGGCAACUAGAGAGCGAUGACGUCCAUGUGACGGAUUUGUCGACGUUUUCCCAUAUUGUGCAUGCCUGUCGAGGCCUACAAAAGUUGUCGAUUGCCUCGCUAACGCCGACUGGGACGAAGCAGAACGUGAAGAGCUCUUGCGACACAUAA
Molecule: messenger RNA, 1989 nt
Organism: Colletotrichum costaricense
Lineage: Eukaryota; Fungi; Ascomycota; Sordariomycetes; Glomerellales; Glomerellaceae
Product: major facilitator superfamily transporter
Exons: 5
Coding region: 1-1989 (662 amino acids)
Biological process (GO): transmembrane transport
Cellular component (GO): membrane
Molecular function (GO): transmembrane transporter activity
Source: RefSeq, a predicted model, not a curated record